AUGUCCUGCUCUAACCUGUGCGCCCCUUCCUGUGGGGUGGUCGCCCCGGCCCCACUGGCUGACACUUGCAACGAGCCCUGCGUGCGGCAGUGCCCUGACCCUCCGGUGGGGAUCCAGGGAGGGUAUGGGGGUUAUGGAGGCUAUGGGGGCUAUGGGGGUUAUGGAGGCUAUGGGCUUUAUGGGGGCUAUGGAGGCUUUGGGGGUUGUGGAUAUGGUGGCCGGCUCAGUUGCCACAGGUACCUCAGUGGCAACUGUGGGCCCUGCUAA
Messenger RNA from Tauraco erythrolophus (red-crested turaco), 267 nucleotides. NCBI's taxonomy places the organism in Eukaryota, Metazoa, Chordata, Aves, Musophagiformes, Musophagidae. The record is from RefSeq and is a predicted model, not a curated record.